This is a messenger RNA of Tupaia belangeri chinensis (Chinese tree shrew), 4250 nucleotides long. It is a transcript of the gene PC, whose product is annotated as pyruvate carboxylase. The record is from RefSeq and is a predicted model, not a curated record. Gene Ontology annotation, cellular component: cytoplasm. Gene Ontology annotation, biological process: pyruvate metabolic process; gluconeogenesis. Lineage: Eukaryota; Metazoa; Chordata; Mammalia; Scandentia; Tupaiidae. Gene Ontology annotation, molecular function: metal ion binding; pyruvate carboxylase activity; ATP binding.
GUAAACGGGGGAGCGGUGAGUGACGGAGGAAACUGCCCAAUAGCAGGAGGGGUUGGGCUGCCUAGGCCUAUAGGAAGUCUAUGAGGCGGGGCCGAGACUGCAGCAAGUUUGGUUGCGCGGAGACCGCAGCUGUUCCCUGUCAGUGGAGGCUAUCGCUUGGAGGCGGCGGCGACGACUUGCGGCGCCUGGGUAGAUAGCCUCUGCCUUCUGGAAAGCUGACAGCAUGCUCAGGAUGCUGAAGUUCCGCACAGUUCAUGGGGGCCUGCGGCUCCUGGGUGUCCGCCGAGCCUCCACUGCCCCCGCUGCCUCCCCAAAUGUCCGUCGCCUGGAGUACAAGCCCAUCAAGAAAGUCAUGGUGGCCAACAGAGGCGAGAUUGCCAUCCGUGUGUUCCGGGCUUGCACAGAGCUGGGCAUCCGCACCGUGGCCGUCUACUCCGAGCAGGACACGGGCCAGAUGCACCGGCAGAAAGCAGAUGAAGCCUACCUCAUCGGCCGCGGCCUCGCCCCCGUACAGGCCUACCUGCACAUCCCAGACAUCAUCAAGGUGGCCAAGGAGAACAACGUGGACGCAGUGCACCCCGGCUACGGAUUCCUCUCCGAGAGAGCAGACUUUGCCCAGGCCUGCCAAGAUGCGGGGGUCCGGUUUAUUGGGCCAAGUCCAGAGGUGGUCCGCAAGAUGGGAGACAAGGUGGAGGCCCGGGCCAUCGCCAUCGCUGCAGGUGUCCCUGUUGUCCCGGGCACAGACUCCCCCAUCAACUCCCUGCACGAGGCCCACGAGUUCUCCAACACCUAUGGCUUCCCUAUCAUCUUCAAGGCCGCCUAUGGUGGUGGAGGGCGUGGUAUGAGGGUCGUGCACAGCUAUGAGGAGCUGGAGGAGAAUUACACCCGGGCUUACUCAGAGGCACUGGCUGCCUUCGGGAACGGGGCACUGUUUGUGGAGAAGUUCAUCGAAAAGCCACGCCACAUUGAGGUGCAGAUCUUGGGGGACCAGUACGGGAACAUUCUGCACUUGUACGAGCGAGACUGUUCCAUCCAGAGGCGGCACCAGAAGGUGGUAGAGAUCGCCCCCGCUGCCCACCUAGACCCCCAGCUUCGGACGCGGCUCACCAGCGAUUCUGUCAAACUUGCUAAGCAGGUGGGCUACGAGAACGCAGGCACCGUGGAGUUCCUCGUGGACAAGCAUGGCAAGCACUACUUCAUUGAGGUCAAUUCCCGCCUGCAAGUGGAGCACACUGUCACCGAGGAGAUCACAGAUGUGGAUCUGGUCCACGCACAGAUCCACGUGGCGGAGGGCAGGAGCCUGCCCGACCUGGGCCUGCGGCAGGAGAACAUCCGCAUCAAUGGCUGCGCCAUCCAGUCCAGGGUCACCACGGAGGACCCCGCGCGCAGCUUCCAGCCAGACACAGGCCGCAUCGAGGUGUUCCGGAGUGGAGAGGGCAUGGGCAUCCGACUGGAUAAUGCAUCUGCCUUCCAGGGAGCCGUCAUCUCUCCCCACUAUGACUCCCUGCUGGUCAAAGUCAUUGCCCACGGCAAAGACCACCCCACGGCUGCCACCAAGAUGAGCAGAGCCCUCGCCGAGUUCCGUGUCCGUGGUGUGAAGACCAACAUCCCCUUCCUGCAGAAUGUGCUCAACAACCAGCAGUUCCUGGCGGGCACCGUGGACACCCAGUUUAUCGACGAGAACCCAGAGCUAUUCCAGCUGCGGCCCGCACAGAACCGGGCCCAGAAGCUGCUACACUACCUUGGACAUGUCAUGGUGAAUGGCCCAACCACCCCAAUCCCCGUUAAGGCCAGUCCUAACCCCACGGACCCUAUUGUCCCUGCAGUACCCAUAGGCCCACCCCCAGCUGGUUUCAGAGACAUCCUGCUGCGAGAAGGGCCUGAGGGCUUUGCUCGAGCUGUGAGGAACCACCAAGGGCUGCUGCUGAUGGACACGACCUUCAGGGAUGCCCACCAGUCACUGCUGGCUACUCGUGUGCGCACCCACGAUCUCAAAAAGAUUGCCCCUUAUGUUGCCCACAACUUCAGCAGGCUCUUCAGCAUGGAGAACUGGGGAGGAGCCACAUUUGAUGUCGCAAUGCGUUUCCUGUAUGAGUGCCCUUGGCGGCGGCUGCAGGAGCUCCGGGAGCUCAUCCCCAACAUCCCAUUCCAGAUGCUGCUGCGAGGGGCCAAUGCCGUGGGAUACACCAAUUACCCCGACAAUGUGGUCUUCAAGUUCUGUGAGGUGGCCAAGGAGAAUGGCAUGGAUGUCUUCCGGGUCUUCGACUCCCUCAACUACUUACCCAACAUGCUGCUGGGUAUGGAGGCAGCAGGCAAUGCUGGAGGUGUGGUGGAGGCCGCCAUCUCAUACACGGGGGAUGUGGCCGACCCCAGUCGUACCAAAUACUCGCUGCAGUACUACAUGGGCUUGGCAGAAGAGUUGGUGCGAGCCGGCACCCACAUCCUGUGCAUCAAGGACAUGGCAGGGCUGCUGAAGCCAGCGGCCUGCACCAUGCUGGUCAGCUCCCUUCGGGACCGCUUCCCUGACCUCCCGCUGCACAUCCAUACUCAUGACACGUCGGGGGCCGGCGUGGCAGUCCAUGUCUGGGAUGACGUCACAACCCAGCAUGGGGGCCCUGGUGGCGUGUACCAGAGGGACCCCCCUGGACACAGAGGUGCCCCUGGAGCGUGUGUUUGACUACAGUGAGUACUGGGAGGGGGCUCGGGGAUUGUAUGCGGCCUUUGACUGCACGGCCACCAUGAAGUCUGGCAACUCGGAUGUGUACGAGAAUGAGAUCCCAGGGGGCCAGUACACCAACCUGCAUUUCCAGGCCCAUAGUAUGGGGCUCGGCUCCAAGUUCAAGGAGGUCAAAAAGGCUUAUGUGGAGGCGAACCAGAUGCUGGGUGACCUCAUCAAGGUGACACCCUCCUCGAAGAUUGUGGGGGACCUGGCCCAGUUCAUGGUGCAAAACGGGUUGAGCCGGGCAGAGGCUGAAGCUCAGGCAGAAGAGCUAUCUUUCCCCCGCUCCGUGGUGGAGUUCCUGCAGGGCUACAUUGGCAUCCCUCACGGGGGCUUUCCUGAACCCCUUCGCUCUAAGGUGCUGAAGGAUCUGCCAAGAGUGGAGGGGCGGCCAGGAGCCUCCCUUCCUCCCCUUGAUCUAAAGGCGCUGGAGAAGGAGCUGAUAGAGCGGCAUGGGGAAGAGGUGACCCCCGAGGACGUGCUGUCAGCAGCCAUGUACCCUGACGUCUUUGCCCACUUUAAGGACUUCACUUCCACCUUUGGACCCCUGGAUAGCCUCAAUACCCGCCUCUUUCUGCAGGGACCCAAAAUUGCAGAGGAGUUUGAGGUGGAACUGGAACGGGGCAAAACGCUGCACAUUAAAGCCUUGGCUAUGAGUGACCUGAACCGGGCCGGCCAGAGGCAAGUCUUCUUUGAGCUCAACGGGCAGCUACGGUCCAUCUUGGUCAAGGACACACAAGCCAUGAAGGAGAUGCACUUCCACCCCAAGGCCCUGAAGGACGUGAAGGGCCAGAUUGGGGCGCCCAUGCCUGGGAAGGUGAUAGACAUCAAGGUGGCAGCAGGAGCCAAGGUGGCCAAGGGCCAGCCCCUGUGUGUGCUCAGUGCCAUGAAGAUGGAGACUGUGGUGACCUCGCCCAUGGAGGGGACUGUCCGCAAGGUCCAUGUGACCAAGGACAUGACACUGGAAGGCGAUGAUCUCAUUCUGGAAAUUGAGUGAUCUUGCCCUAGUCUGGCAGCCUGGUCAUCCCAACCCCAAGCCUCAAUGAAGCUGUGCUGCCAGGGCAGGCACAGGCUAGCAGAUGCCUGAGACAGGAAGACUGACCCUGGAAGUCCUGUCCGCAGCAGGACAGAAGAAACACCGCCUGCAGCUGCCCCUUCCCUUCAGCCGUCUGUCCUCUCCCCACUGGUGGACAGUCACUCACAUACUCAUCUCUUGCCAAAUAGGGGCUCUCUCCUUGCUUGAAGACUACAUGUGGUGGGGCAGUAGUCCUAGCACCUGGUGGAGAGGUUUAGGGGUUCUACCUCUUGGUGGGGAGAAGAUCUAAACUCCAGGUCCUAGAAAACUUGCUCAAUAAAACUGGCUUUCCCAUGCCCUCCACACCGGGUCCUGUGCAGCCCAUCCCACCCCUGGCAUCACUCACCAGAGGGGGCAGAGCUGCUUCUCAAACCCCUCAUGGGCUGGCAGGGGGCAAGUCAGUUGUAUUUUCUUCCUUAGAAAGUACUGAGAGUAACAGUCAUGGCCCUGAUUUAA